UCGCAAGUCAAAGUGUGUACUACAUCAAAAGAUAAGAAAAAUAUUUGAGAUGAAAAGCGAUCUGUUAAACUAGUUGAUAUUUUAUUAUAAAACGAACAACAAUGUUAUUGUAUAUUUUAUUAAGCAUUGUAAUUUUACUAGUUACUGCGCUCUUUUACCGAUCCUGUGUUAAACCUCAUAGUUAUUGGAAAAAUAGAGGUGUUCUACAAGGAAAGUCAGUAUGGAUGUUUGGAGAAAACUGGAAACUCUUAUUGGGACAGGAAAGCUUUGCAGAAAGUGUUCAAAGAAUAUACAACAAGUUUGCGAAUGUAAGGUAUUUUGGAACAUACCAAUUUAAUACACCUGUAUUAGUUAUAAAAGAUCCAGAAUUGAUAAAGCAAAUUACUAUUAAAGAUUUCGAACACUUCGUAGAUCACAGAAUGUGGGUACCAGAAACCACAGACGAAAUGUGGACACAUAAUUUAUUUUCUCUAAAAGGAGAAGAAUGGAAAGAAAUGAGGGCAUUUCUUAGUCCUGCAUUUACAGGAAGAAAAAUGAGAAGCAUGUUUACUCUCAUGAAUGAUGCUUCAAAACAUUUUAUUCAAUAUUUGGAAGGUAAAAACGAAACUAUGCUGGAAUUAGAUUUUAAAGACUUCUUUACCCGUUAUUCCUGCGAUAUUAUUGCAACAACUGGAUUUGGCGUUGAAGUAGAUUCCUUAAAAUAUCCCAACAAUGAAUUUUUUCGUAUGGCUACAGAAGCUGGAAAACUUACUGGAAUUAAAAUGGCAGUAUUUUUUGUUUCUUUCUUUUUGCCUAAUUUUAUAUUAAAGAUGUUAAAUGUUAAAAUAUUCAGUACAAGAGUCAGUCAGUUUGUUACCAAACUCGUUGAUGAAACCAUUAGGACUAGAGAAGAAAAGAAUAUUGUUCGACCAGAUAUGAUUCAUUUAAUGAUGGAAGCAAGAAAAGGAAAACAUGAGUAUGAUUUAGUUGACGAAGAUGACAAUGAUGGGGCAUUUGCAAGUUUGAAAAACAGUAGUCCAAAUUUGAAUCAAAAAAUGCCAAAAAUGGAAAUAACCAAUAACAUGAUAGCUGCUCAGGCAUUAAUUUUUAUCGUUGGAGGAUUAGAAACCGUAGCUGUACUCGCCAGAUUUAUGGCUUACGAACUGGCAGUGCACCAGGAUAUUCAAGAAAAAUUACGGAACGAAAUCAAUGAAACAUUAGAAGGUUUAGAAAAUAAUGUCACGUAUGAAGCAAUACAUAAAAUGAAGUAUAUGGAUAUGGUUGUCACAGAAACCCUGAGAAGAUGGCCAAGUGGUUUGGCACUAGAGAGGAUUUGCACCAAAGAAUAUACCAUUCCACCUAAAAAAGCAGGUGAAAAAGAGUUACUAAUAGAAGAAGGAACUCUUUUAUGGAUACCUGUAAUAGGACUACACUAUGAUCCUGAGUAUUUUUCAAACCCUGAAAAAAUGGACCCAGAACGAUUUAAUGACGAAAAUAAAAAUAAAAUAAACAAGGAUGCAUAUCUUCCAUUCGGACAAGGUCCUAGACUUUGUAUAGGUAAUAGAUAUGCUCUACUAGAAACCAAAGUUAUCUUUUUUCAUAUUUUAAAAACAUUUAAAAUAGUUCCAGUGGAAAAAUCUAGUAUUCCUAUUAAAAUUGUUAAAAAUAGUUUUAUUCUGGAUGGACAUAAUUUUAAAUUUGGUUUGAAAAAACUUUAAUAACAUUUACCAUAUAGUUAAUAUUCUUUUAUGAAAUUUUUAGAUAAUACUAAUAAUUGGUAACAUGUAAAAUAACCUGGGUAAUGUUGUCAUAGGAAACUUGUUUAAAUUAAAUAAUAUUUUUAAAUAA
Molecule: messenger RNA, 1827 nt
Organism: Psylliodes chrysocephalus
Lineage: Eukaryota; Metazoa; Arthropoda; Insecta; Coleoptera; Chrysomelidae
Source: the annotation of a GenBank genome assembly